Molecule: messenger RNA, 804 nt
Organism: Penicillium verhagenii
Lineage: Eukaryota; Fungi; Ascomycota; Eurotiomycetes; Eurotiales; Aspergillaceae
Exons: 2
Coding region: 1-804 (267 amino acids)
Source: RefSeq, a predicted model, not a curated record
AUGGAUGUGGGCCUGGAUUUGGGCCAGCCUGGUGUCUUCACUUACCGCGAUGGUGUUGCCGUUAUUCAGCUUUUCUUUUUCACAAUUUAUCUAGCCCUCGGUGUCGUGCUAUGUUGGCGCCACGGGUUCCGUCGUUCAGAUGGAUGGAUCCUAGUGGUCACCUUAUCAAUUCUACGCCUACUCGGUGCAAGUUUCCAGCUGGCCACUAUUCACACCCAGAACACAACAACCUAUGGAGGUGCACUUAUCUGCCAAGGAAUUGGUCUGGCACCCUUAAUCCUAUUGAAUCUCGGCAUGUUCAUAAGAAUGAACAUGUACUUUAAGAAACUUCACCGACUGGUAUUCACUGCCAUCUCCGUCAUCGCUAUCGUUGCCAUUGCCCUUGCCAUCUACGGUGGUACCGAGUCUGCAGAAUCAGCAACUCUGGGAUCAAACACCAUGCUGAAGGUUUCCGUCAUCCUCUUUGUAGUGUGCUAUGCUAUGUUUUGGGGGCUGUUCUUCUACUUCAUUGGGCAUCGGAAAGCACUGCCAGCCCCUGAACAGAAGAUGUUCUUGUGUCUCCCGCUGUGCGCUCCCUUCAUGAUUGCCCGACUGCUUUACAGCAUUCUGGGAGACUAUGUUCCAAGUCUCCGCUCGCAAUUCAGUGUACUGGAUGGAAAUGUGACCGCCUUCCUCUGUAUGGCUGUCCUGGAGGAGAUCAUUGUGGUUGCGGUUUAUGUGUUUUUCGGCAUGGGACUGGAAAAGCUCUCACCCGAAAUGAAGGGAACCCGGCGGAGAAAUGAUGGAGAUGGGGUUUUUGAUUAG